AAGAGUAAGAUGCAAAAAUUGUGAAUAUCUCCCAGAGAUUAGGGUUUCCAUUAAAGUUAUCUUUCUCAUUUGAAAAUAUUAGCGUCAGCCGAAUAUCCCUGAAUUUCGAAACUUUUAUUUUUUUUACUCAAAUUUGAAGCAACGAUUGAAGUCUAGAUAGUACGGCUAUUUUUUGCACGACAAGAGUGAGAAUCUUUGCUCAUUGCAUGCUUCCAAGAAAGUAAAACAUUUUGUGGAAGAGUUUUCGUCAACUGUUAAUCAGCACUGGUCAGUAACCAGUUUAUAAGGGUUCCAACAGAGGGAAAGCAAUAACUGACAUUUGUAUACUGAUCUGCCAAUUUGCAUUUAUUCCUACAUUUUCUUAAUUACAUUGAUGAUAAGUUCUAUACAUAAUCUGCCCAUACAAGAAAUUAAUCAUGGCAAAGUCAAUUGGUAAAAACUCCACACCACAGAGACCCAAUCGUAGUAAAACUUUUGAAAAUUAUUGGGACCAAAAGGAUGUUGAAGAAGGAUUACGGAAUGAGUCCCUUUUUGAAGGUGUUUUAAGAAUCAAUCCUAAAAACUAUAAAGAGGCAUACAUUUCUGCACCUGAUGGAACCGAAGAUUUUCUGAUUGAAGGAAUUUUGCACAGAAACAGAGCACUUAAUGGAGAUAUUGUUGUUUGUGAGAUGCUGCCAACACAAACUGCAAACAAAGAAUGUGAAAAAAGUUUUGCUGAGAGUCCGAGUUCACCAAACAUUCAGCAAAACGAACAGCCUAUUACUCCAAAAAAUUUGGCUGCAGCCAGUGAACUCAAAGAAAAUAUUUCAAAAGUGACUGAAAAGGAAGUUCAGUGUGUGGAUGCAGAUUUAGCCGCUUCACGUGAAGUUAGGGGCGCGAAAACCCUGGGACCAAAAAAUAGGAAAAAGCCGAAGAAAUUGAUGGAAAAUGUUUCAAAUUUAAAUCUUGGUGCAGAAUUGCAAGACAAAAGCGGUCUAAAAACCCCUUCAACAAUGGCCGAAAAUGUAACUAACUUGGAUAAUCCUGCGGAAGAGCAGAGAAAAAGAACUCGCAGGCCAAGAAAGAAGAAAAAUGUCAUUGUUGAAAAUCUCACCGCACAAUUAAGCGCAUCAUGUACAAUUGAGGAUUCUUUAACGAAGACUACCACCGUUCAAGUAGAAACUUUAAGCGUAGUUUUACAGAAUAAAUCACACAUAAAUACGGCUGGAACAAUUGAUGAAAAUAGUCAACAGAACCCAAAUAUUGUCAAUACCCCAAGAAAAAUUGCCAAGGUUGUAUUCAUCAAAGAGCUAAAGCACUCAAGGUGUGCUAUUGGCAGUUUGAGACAAUGGCCUUACGGUCAAUCCGGACCAUUACCGAGUUGGAUUUUGUUCGCACCCAAAGACCACCGUAUCCCUCGUUUGAAAAUUCCGUUUGCGCCAGAACUCGCUAGUUGCUUAUUACAACCCAAUAUGCUCUAUUUAGCUCGUAUAGAUUCGUGGGAAGAUGUCAAUCAUCCAUUAGGAUCGCUCUGUUAUUUUAUUGGUAAAUCGGGUGAUAUCGAAGCAGAGACAAUAGCUCUUCUACUCGAACACGAGGUUGACUAUGGUGAUUUUCCCCAAGAAGUCUUCGAUGACCUGCCUUCACUCCCAUGGAGUAUCCCAACAGAAGAAAUUAAAAAGCGUCGAGACUUCAGACAGCAGUGUAUUUUCACCAUUGAUCCAGCGGAUGCUCGUGAUCUUGAUGACGCAGUCUCUGGUCGUUUUCUCAAAAUGGCUGAUGAUGGGAUUACACGAUUGUAUCGGGUCUCCGUUCAUAUUGCCGAUGUAAGCUUCUUUGUUCAAGACAACACUGUUCUUGACGGAAUUGCAUCUCGGCGAGCCACCAGCACCUAUCUAGUCGACAGGGUGAUUCCAAUGUUGCCGUCCGUAUUGUGCGAGCACGUUUGUUCAUUAAACCCCGGAGAGGAUCGCUUGGCUUUCAGCGUUGAAUGGAUUGUAAAUGACAAAGGCGAAAUUUUGGAAGAAUGGUUUGGACGCUCAAUUAUUCGUUCGUGUGUGAAACUUAGCUAUGACCAUGCUCAGGCUGUUAUCGAAGAUCGAGAAAUUGUUAAUUGUCCGGAGAUCAAGGGACCUUACUCGGUGGCUGAAAUUCGCGAAACUAUCUUAGUACUCCAGGAAUUGGCUGGUUAUUUGCGUAAGAAACGUGUGGAUCAAGGUGCCCUUAGAAUCGACCUGCCUCGUUUGGCGUUCAGCAUGGAUUGGGAGACUCGAACCCCCAUCGGAUUCCGAGUUUACGAACUGAAGGAAUCGAAUAGACUCAUCGAAGAGUUUAUGUUGUUGGCUAACAUGCGCGUAGCCGAGAAAAUUUACGGGGUUUUCCCUGCGUUAGCCGUUCUUCGUUCCCAUCCGCCACCGCCCGGUCAUAAAUUAGAGCAACUGGCCGACACAUUGCAAACAAUCGGCAUUCAUCUCGAUGUUACUAGUUCCGCGACGCUGCAGGAAUCUUUGUUGCGCUACGGUCAAGGGAGUAGCGAUCCAAUAUCAAUGGGAAGAAAUCUUGUGAUAUCCAAUCUAUUGGCAAAACCAAUGAAGUGCGCCUCGUAUAUAUGUUCCGGUGUUGUCAAGAAAGAAGAAAAAUUUCGGCAUUACGCCCUGAGUGUGCCUUUCUACACUCACUUUACAUCACCCAUCCGCAGAUAUCCAGAUAUCCUUGUCCAUCGCUUGCUUGAUGCCGCUUUGGAACAAGAGUCAUUGGAUCACUGGGAGCAAAGUGUCGUUAAAAGGUUGUUGGACAAUUGCAAUUCAAGGAAAUUAGCUGCCAAAGCUCUCCAAGAAACCCAUUCUGAACUUCAUCUGGCUAAUUUGAUCCGAAAAAGUGGUUCGAUCGAGGUCAAAGGAAUUGUGUUGGCAGUGCUUGACCAUUCGGUUGACGUUGUCUUAAUCUAUCUGGGAAUUAUUCGCCGCCUCUACAUAGAGAAACUACCAUUGAAGAUGACACACGAGAAGUACAACGGUAUUGGGAAGUUGACUUUAGUGUGGGAUCCCGAGUCCCCUGGCUCCCAGCCAACUCAUCAAGUCAUCUCUGUUUUCAGUCUUUUAGAGAUCCUUCUCGUUCCACAUGCUGAAAACGACAAACUUGAUUUCACUCUGGUAUUGCAGCGACCAAAUUACGUGCAGUAAAUUUCUUUGAGUCGUCUCCAAGAACAUUUGGUUUAAAGAUUGGCUCCAAUUUCUUUGUUUCCUUGUUUGUUUUUGUUUUUUCUCUUUUUUUUUCUUUUUCUUACUUUUUUAUUUUUGUCUUCCUGUCGGCAACUAAAGAGGACCGUUCGUUUCUUUUUCGCACAGAAUUUCUACGUCACACUGAAAUUUUGUCUCGUGGAGGCCAGUUGCAUUGAAUUUUGUUUUCUGUUUUUCACUUUUCUUGACCUCCUAUUUUGAUUUCCUUGUGACCUGCUGUUUAGAAAGUGAACAAUUUGGCACUUGCGGAUUUUUGUGAUUGACGCAACUUAUUUUGGGGGAUUCGCACUGUGUUCUGUGUUGUCUUCGAUUUGUUCGCCAAGACUUUUCCAACCUUCUAAAAUUUUGAACUUAACAAUCUUGUUAACUGCUUAAAUAACCUUUGGUAUUGAAUCGUCCAUAGGAAAUGUUUCAUAAUGUUGUAAGGAGAUUCGUGGAAAAAUUCGGAUCAAGCUAACCAAUACACACUUUUGUUGAAGGA
Molecule: messenger RNA, 3699 nt
Organism: Daphnia pulex (common water flea)
Lineage: Eukaryota; Metazoa; Arthropoda; Branchiopoda; Diplostraca; Daphniidae
Product: DIS3-like exonuclease 2
Exons: 13
Coding region: 417-3161 (914 amino acids)
Biological process (GO): mRNA catabolic process; miRNA catabolic process
Cellular component (GO): exosome (RNase complex); P-body
Molecular function (GO): RNA binding; 3'-5'-RNA exonuclease activity
Source: RefSeq, a predicted model, not a curated record